AUGAGUAUCCGUGAUCGAAAGCACCGAUGGGUGCGUCGUGCUCGUCUUCUGAUGGCAAUCGAGUUAUUUCUAUCGAUAAUUUUCGAUUUCACAAUGAUUGGAUCAGUGAAAAGGGGACAAAUGUUGAAUUGUCUAUUGGUUGUGGUUAUUACUCUUAAUAUUUUGACAGGCGCGAGAUUAUUCCUAAAACUACGUGGAAUCAAGUGUGCCAGCUCAAUUAUGGCCUAUGUUCUAUGGAAAAUCGUUCAGGAGGUUGUGAUGGUUCCAGCUCUCGUGGUUUUCAGUUUUAUAUGUGUUGAUAGAUAUCUCCGAAGUUGGGACAAUGUGAAUCAUGGUGUUCAGAUACUAGUCAUCGUGUGGACCUAUGCAAUAUAUUCUCUAUUUCUAAUAUUGUUUCUGGCCUGGCUCGCCCGUUUCCUCUGGCAACUCCAAUCAACACACGCCUCGAACACUGACAAAACCGAGAACGCCACUCAGAUUUCAUUCAUCGACGGAUUCCAUUCAGAAGCAGAUCAUCAUCAGCUACUCGACACGACGUCGUCACGAAUGAACGGAGCAAAUAGUAAUGAGGCAUUGGAAUUGAGAGAGAUUCCACUACGGGAGACUACAACGACGACAACGAAUUCGAAUCGACCAUUCAUACCCUACGAUCAUGUUGUUCCAUAUUUAUCCCCUUGA
Caenorhabditis remanei is the source of this 678-nucleotide messenger RNA. RefSeq lists its product as uncharacterized. The record is from RefSeq and is a predicted model, not a curated record. Bases 1 to 678 code for a protein of 225 amino acids. The transcript has 4 exons. Lineage: Eukaryota; Metazoa; Nematoda; Chromadorea; Rhabditida; Rhabditidae.